CUGGCAGACGCAGUACGUACAGUAGUAGAAAACGAGUCCCACUAGUGAGAGCGUAUGCUUUUUUAAUCCGCACACUGUUCGUUCGAUGCGUCGUCGGUUUGUGCCCUUUUCUUGUUCGUUUCCCGGGGAAUUGGUUCCGUUUUUCCCCGCCGCGCACUAGAUCGGAUAUCGUGCAAAACGUUUCUCGGGUUAAGUGAAUUUGUUCAACAAGUGUCCACGCGUCCCACGCGAUAAAAGCAAGAAAGUUUCUUAAAUAAUCUUUGGGGAAUUCUGUGAAAAAAAGUUGCAUGAAAAGUGAGUGAAAUUUCGUAGGUGCUGCCACCAAUCUGGGAGUGUGUGCGGUGGUGUGGCUCUGAUUCAAGUCGGUUUUGGAGAAGGUGGUGAAGAAGAAUCCAACAAAGCGAAAGAAGCUCAGUCAGUGAAAGAAGAAAAAUGGGUUGUGCUGUGAGUCGAGAUAAGGAAGCCAUCGAACGUUCGAAAAACAUUGACCGUGCACUGCGAGCGGAUGGGGAACGGGCGGCCAGCGAAGUAAAACUGCUCCUGUUAGGAGCGGGCGAAUCAGGAAAGUCAACCAUUGUCAAACAGAUGAAAAUCAUCCACGAAACGGGUUACUCACAAGAAGAAUGCGAACAGUAUCGACCGGUGGUCUACAGUAACACGAUUCAGAGCCUGAUGGCAAUCAUACGCGCAAUGGGACAGCUUCGGAUCGAUUUUGCUGACCCUAGCAAGACAGUAAGUAUUCUAAUGAACAAUUCAAGAAGGUGCCAAAUUUCUCAUUUUCGUUCCAUUACACAGGACAUCGCCCGCCAAUUUUUCACAUACGCCUCGGCCACCGAGGAGGGCGAACUGACGCCCGAGCUGGUAUCGCUGAUGAAGAAACUCUGGACCGAUCCGGGCGUGCAGCUGUGCUUCUCCCGGUCACGCGAAUACCAAUUAAACGACUCCGCUGCCUACUAUUUGAACUCGCUGGAUCGGAUCUCGCAGCCAAACUAUAUCCCCACCCAGCAAGAUGUGCUGCGGACGCGCGUUAAGACGACCGGCAUUGUCGAAACACACUUUAGCUUUAAGGGUAUACACUUCAAAAUGUUUGACGUGGGCGGCCAGAGGUCCGAGCGGAAAAAGUGGAUACAUUGCUUCGAGGGAGUAACCGCAAUCAUCUUUUGCGUAGCUUUGUCAGGAUAUGAUCUAGUUCUGGCAGAGGACGAGGAAAUGAAUCGGAUGAUCGAAUCAAUGAAGCUGUUUGAUUCGAUAUGUAACUCGAAGUGGUUUGUGGACACUUCCAUCAUUCUUUUCCUGAACAAGAAAGAUCUUUUCGAAGAGAAAAUCACACGAUCGCCCCUCACCAUCUGCUUUCCCGAGUAUAAAGGAUCCAAUACCUACGAAGAAGCUUCCAGCUACAUUCGAAUGAAGUUCGAAAAUUUGAACAAACGAAAAGAUCAAAAGGAAAUCUACACGCACCUGACCUGCGCAACGGACACCAGCAACAUCCAGUUCGUGUUCGAUGCCGUAUCGGACGUGAUUAUCAAAAAUAAUCUUAAAGACUGCGGUCUGUUUUAAAUCGGCAGCAGUUGUAAAGUUUAUAUCCCACACCACCCGAAGAUGUAAACCGAAACUUACAGAACGCGCACAGUUUUCUGGCUAAAACGCACACGCACCUCCCACACAGAGAGAAACAUUUUAUUUUCCCUUCUUCCGUGUAAAACUAAAACGUAAAAAACAACAAAUGAUUGCUAAGGAUUAUGUUUAUGUUUUCGAUAGUAACAAACACUCUUAAAGUUGAGCUGAUGCUGAUAAUUUCCAUGAAUCCGCAGUACCUACCAACACAUUUUUGGUUCGAGCCAACACUAAAUUACUGCAUGACAAAUAACGUAAUGGUGGCACAAACAUUUUAGAACAUUGGAAAAACGCUUAUGUAAUAAUUAUGUUAAAUCACGCCUAACUUAUAACUGAAUAACUUAACGAACAAUUUUUCAAAACAAAAUCAAUUAUCUUCAGAAGGCAUAUAAUAAAAAAAAAUUUGAUGGUAACAAUUAAGAUUGAUAAUCAUGAUUGAAAAACAAAUCCAUGAUAAACGAAACCAGUAAAUAUAUUUUUUAUAUUUUAUAGGAAAAAAUAAUUAAAAUUCAUUGUACGUUGUUCAAUUAAUGAUAUAUAAACGGUGUCCGCCUUGUUAAUGCGAAGUAAAGCAAAAAAAGCACGUGUAUGAUGUAAUUGUUACUAAAUCAAUCGAUGCAACAUUCUCCUACCAGUGGGAAAAAAGUGCAUACAAAAUAAGAAAAAAAAACCUUUAAAAUAAUAUUUAUACCUUACUGUUAGAUGUGUUCUAGCUAAGACGAAAGCAAACAAAAGAGACGAAUUUAAAAGAACGGCAAAGCUCUCGCCAUACAGCAGCGUGCAUCCUCCUCAUUCAACGUUCGGUUGUGUCACAAUAGAACGGAAGCUAUUUUGUUAAUACGAAUCAAAGCAUAUCCACUCACCCACUCACGGUGUAGCUACUUUUUUAGAGUGCAUAGGUUUUCUAACUAUCGCUAGAUAUUUCAUUGAAACUAAACCAAAUCACCUGAACUGCUCCAAGCAAAAUCGUCUCUAAAGUCUGUCAUUCCAAUCGAAGCAUUUCACUUCACUGUACUACUGUACUAUUUUUUUAAUUUAAUUAUCUAUUAACCUAGGACUUAGAUAAAGUGCACAUUGGAAGCUUUUCCGUGCAAGCAUAUAUUACGGUAUCCUUUCCCUAAGACUGAAACUCUUUCUCAUCAUCAAAAACAAGUGCAUUUUAGAUUCUUUCGCUAAUAUCAACAGCGCAGCCAACCUUAUCCUGCAAGAAGAGAAACAACCCUUUGAUUUAUGUGUAUGGCAUGUUAGGACACACAAAACGAGAAAGAGAGCCAAAUGUUUCCUUAGGUGAUAUGAAUUUACGCAGAUACAAUGAAAAAUAAACUAAUAUCCAAUCCACUAUUACAUUCGUCAUAUACCAACACGUGUAUCUACAAUGAUAAAAAAAAUUGCUGCUGCCCGUCCUGAACAAAUUUGCGUUGUACCUAUCCAACCAUAAAAAAAUUUGAGCUGAAACUAAUGAGCCAAUUAUUUACAUCGAGAAAAACGAAACGAUACAAUUAGAAAUUGGUUUAGCAGGUUAUUCGCACAAUUGUUGGAACGAUUCACACAAACAAUAAACACUCAAAUCGCAGGUUGCAAACCUUUUUUUUCAUUUGAAACAGUAGAAUUUACAACUACUAAAACAAACUGCGUGCGACCUUCCCCCUGAUGUGACAAAAAUAAAGUGAAAAUUACAGGCUAUAAACAAAAUGCAACGAGAAAUAAUCUUGAACGAUCGCGCAGCAUUAAGCAGAAUAUUAUGCGCUAGCUAAAGCUAAAGCAAACACUCCCACAACAGGAGGAAAAAAUGUGUAUUUUUAUAUGGAUGUUUUUUGCUUAUAUGUGAACAACUAAAUAAUAAAAAAAACCUACCCAGGACACAAAAAACCGGUCAAACUAUAGGCACUCAGUUUUUGCGAUCAACAUAGGAAUUGAUUUUUCGCCACUCUAUUGCUCCCCGAUGUCUAAGAAAUAAAGGCCGAAUAUCAU
Molecule: messenger RNA, 3585 nt
Organism: Sabethes cyaneus
Lineage: Eukaryota; Metazoa; Arthropoda; Insecta; Diptera; Culicidae
Gene: Galphai
Product: G protein alpha i subunit
Exons: 5
Coding region: 433-1557 (374 amino acids)
Biological process (GO): adenylate cyclase-modulating G protein-coupled receptor signaling pathway
Cellular component (GO): heterotrimeric G-protein complex
Molecular function (GO): GTPase activity; GTP binding; G protein-coupled receptor binding
Source: RefSeq, a predicted model, not a curated record